AUGGAUGGAGGCAUGGGAACCCUGACCCACCAUUCUCAAGCUUUGGUAUCAUGAGGAAGAGGAGGAGCCAACUGAGACCUUAUAAGAAGAGUCCCUCUCCUCAAAGCCUUUCAUCCACUGGUUCUAACCUCCCCUCAGGUAUCUUCUCAACAAGAGUCGGCCGCCAUGUGUGAAAGAAGGAUUUACGCAGCCGGGAGAGAGCCCUACUUCAACCUGAACUCAACCUGGUACGGCCCUGCCGGAUCCUGGUUGGACACUCGUCGUAAGCCCUUCCAUUAUGCCGACAAUACUUCCUGUGUGCCCUGCUGUAACAAGAACAACAAUUGUGACAUCCCACGAAGAGGAGGUCACAACUACCGGUGCUACGGCUACCGCCAGUCCACAUGUACCCCCGAAUGUAACCCAAGACUCCCGUGUGGGUUUCGAAACCCAUCAGGGGGACCCCGUGAUUACUGGGGGCGACCCAUCGGCGAUUCCUGUGACGGACGGACCGGGGGACACUACAGCAACGAGGAGUCGGUCAAUGGAUCAUGCUGUGGAGCAUCAGGAGGAUGUGGCAGUGGAGGUAAGGCAUGUGCCCAACCAUCUUCUUCAAUUGGAGGAUGUGGCGGUGGAGUAUGCUCUGAACCAGGGUGUCAGUCUGGAAGAUGCGGAGGACGUAGAAGAGGAUUGUGCUCCGAGCCAGGUUGUGGCCUCUUUGGACGAAGACGAUCGGUUUGUUCCGAAACUUGGAGCAGAUCUUCCAGAGGAUGCCAACCCUGUGGGACAGGAGGAUGUCCUGGACCGCAGACCUCAUUUUCCGGUGGAUGUGGAGGAAGAGGAUUAUGCUCCGAACCAGGUUGUGGCAUCGCAAGAAGAAGACAAUCUGUGUGUUCCGAAACUUGGAGCAGAUCUUCCAGAGGAUGUCAACCCUGUGGGAGAGGAGCAUGUGCUGGGCCACAGAGUUCGGUUUCAGGAGGAUGCAGAGGAAGAGGAGUCUGCUCCGAACCCUAAACAAGGCCUUCAAUAAUAUGGUGAAGAAGACUACUCCAUUCCAAGCCAUUGAUCAAUUCU
Anolis sagrei ordinatus is the source of this 1053-nucleotide messenger RNA. RefSeq names its product keratin-associated protein 5-2-like. Lineage: Eukaryota; Metazoa; Chordata; Lepidosauria; Squamata; Anolidae. The record is from RefSeq and is a predicted model, not a curated record.